CCUUACACUCCUUUUUCACCCAAAAAACAACCAUGUGGUUCAUCGGAAAGAUCCGGGAGAGCAUGGAGAGCAUUCCUCUUGAGCUGAGUCGCUACAUGGAGAAGAGCGAGGAGGACUCUAAAGCCAGUCUCACUCACAAUCUGCCGAACAACAUCCUCACCCCAGACAAGAUCCCCGAGUUCUGCCUGCCGCCGCGGCUUUGCAAGAGGAACCUGCUGCAGGAAGUGGAAACUAUGGCAUCUCUGCAGCACAGUCAGACACCUAAGAGUAGCACUUCUUCUUCAAACGCCACAAGGAAGGAGGAUAUGAAGAAGAAACAUGGAGAAGCGUCGGCGGCUUUACAAAGGAAGAAGCCCUUGCCGUUUUCUGCAGAGGCAUACGGCCUGGUCGGGAUGUAUGAGCGUCCAAACACACGGAGGAAAGAGUCUUUGUUCCACCACUCAAAGUGCCCCGCUUACAUGUUGGAUAGAAGCGUUCCACCAAAGCUGUCAGAGGAGAAGUACCAGCAGAAGAAGACUUCAUCAGGGUUCCUCCCUCUGUUUUUGUGCAAGAGCCUGUCUGAGACGGGAAGCACAGAAAGUGAAACGCAUUCUUCCAGCGACUCCUCUCCCCUCAGUUCACCCUACAGCGCGAAAUCCUCCCUCUACAGAGGCCGUCUCAAGGGAGCAACAUCCUGUCCUUCUUUGAUUGACAACAGGGAGGAUAGAGGGAGGUGGAAGAGGAAGAUGGGGUUUCUAAGUCUGACCACCUCUCCAAGUAGCCCUCCAAAAUUAGAGGGAGGCUUUCUGGCCUCAGCCCCGUCUGUCCCCUUCCCUCUGCACGACCAGCGAGAGCAUCUCCUCUCUUUGAACGGGCGAGGUAAAGUGCACCUCCUCGCUGAGCUCACCACAUCCUCCCCCAGUAAUAACUCGUACUUUUCCACAGUCAGAAUCCGUGUGAUGUCUGUGGAAGGUAUAUAUAACCAGACUGAUCGACGGGCCCUGAACUGUGCGCUGAGUCUGUGUCUGACCCCCGGGAUGCUUCAGCAACAGGAGAGCACCAGCAUCAGGAACUGCCGCAGCCCUGUGUUUAAUGAGGAUUUCUUCUUCUCAAAGCUCAGUAGAGAGGAUCUGGUGGAGCUGCAGCUCAGGUUGAAAGUGAUGGAUAAGCCUGCGGCUGCAGCACAGAGGAGAGGGGUUGUGAUCGGACUGAUCACCACACCGCUGUCUCAGCUACUCGAUCUUAAACAUGGGUAGAUUAAAAACCUAUUUUGCAAGGGCGCCGAUACCCUAGUGGUUAUGAUGCACGCCCCAUGUACAGAGGCAAUAGUCUUCCAUGGGUUUGAAUCUGACCUCCGCCCUUUGCUGCAUGUCGUCCC
Messenger RNA from Labrus bergylta (ballan wrasse), 1357 nucleotides. Its product is annotated as C2 calcium-dependent domain-containing protein 4C. The record is from RefSeq and is a predicted model, not a curated record. Lineage: Eukaryota; Metazoa; Chordata; Actinopteri; Labriformes; Labridae.